GGAGUAGGAAAGAGGUUACAAGAGAUACAUAGUACAGCAAAGCGUUUUUUUCACAAAUAUUCAUAGAAAUUUUUUUUGCUGGAAUGUCAGAUAGAGAUUAGUGGGCGCUCAACAACUCUUUAUUUUCUUUUUUCUCACUCUUAUCCAUACUUGCUGAGUACUGACCUCUCUUUGUUUUUAUUGUCUUAUUAUAUAUGGAUGUGUGUGUUCUCUGUCCUUUUGUUGCUUCACACACACACACACACACUCUUGUCUCUCUAUAUAUACAGCAGUUGAGAACCACAUGUAGUGUCUGCACCAAUUGACUAUACAAAACCAACCUCUUUCUGUUGUCUUAUUGCCCAACUCAGAAUAUGUCUUGCUUCUGAUUUGGUCUCUUCAUAUCUCUGUCUCUGUUGGGUUGUUCAAUUGAUCUUUCUAUAUUGUUUUAUGAUACAAUUUCCCAUAACAGACUCUAGAUUUGAGGUGGGUUUUGGGUUUUCUUUAUUUGGGUCAUGGAUGUCUCUUGUGAUCUUGAAGUGGAUGUCAAUGGGGAAGAGGUUUUCAUUGUGGACAAGGUCCUUGAAGACAUAUUGGGUGGUAGGCUUUCCAUAUUUCCCUUGCUUCUAAACUGUUUUCUAUUGGUUCUUGAAGACAUUUUGGGUGGUAGUAUUUCUUUUGAUCUUACGCGAAUUAUACUGGGACAGUCUUGAAGACAUAUUGGGUGAAAAUAAUUUCUUCAUAUUCAGGAAGAAUAAGAAAAUUAUUCAGUAAAUUGACGGGUGGGGCGAAGAGUCUGAAGGUGAUAUUCCAUGACUUCCCAGGAGGGGCAGAGAGUUUUGAGCUCAUGACACGGUUCUGCUACAACAAUGGAAAAGUUGAAAUUAAUCCCUUGAAUCUCUCUCUCUUAUACUGCAUUGCAAAUUUCAUGGAAAUGAACAAAUCUGUCUCUGGAUCAAUCAGUUUACUUGAGCAAACUGAGAAAUCUCUUGAAGAGAUCAGGUACUGGACAUGGUCCGAGCUUUUGGUAGCCCUGAAUCAGUGUCAAGAUUUACUUCCUGUUGCGAAUUCUUCGGGUAUACUUAUAAAAUGCUUGGAUUCUCUGUUUGGAAGGCUUGCAUUGGGCAACGAAACGAGUCCAUGCCCAUCUAUUUCUUCAACUGAUAGCUUUGGGAUUCGGUUUUCUUGUGACACUAGAAGCACUGAGAGCUUGAAAAAUAGCUCUUUUCGAGCCACAUGGUGGUUUGAAGAUCUUGUGGCUUUCAAUCCUAACUUGGUUGAAAUGUUGACAAAAUCAAUGGUUUCCCGGAAAUUCGACCAUGUCAUCAUAAGCCGGUUCCUCUUUUAUUACCAGAAAUCAAGGUUUAUUCUAGCUACAUCUGAUGAGAAAAGGAAAAUCAGUGAGACUGUAGUCAACAUGCUCUAUUCUCUAGAUCAGAAUGCCAUUUCUUGCAAGAGUUUAUUUGGGAUUCUUAGAGUUACUCUGAAUUUAAACAUAAGCAAAUGUUGCAGGAACAAGUUAGAGAGCAUGAUCGGUUCACAGAUGGACCGAGCAACCCUAGACAAUCUGCUUGUUCCAUCUCCAAUUGGAUCAAAUUGUCUAUAUGAUGUGAAUUUGGUUCUGAGAUUUUUGAAGUCAUUUCUUGGCAAAGGAGUAAGUUGUGUGCCAUUGGUUCAACUGAAGAAAGUUUCUAGCUUGAUGGACUUGUACAUAGCAGAAGUAGCACCUGAUCCUUGUUUAAAACCAUCAAAAUUUUUGGCUCUAGUUAGGGCCCUUCCAGAUUCUGCCCGAGAAUCCUAUGAUGGAAUCUACCGUGCCAUGGACAUGUAUCUAGAGGUCCAUGCUAGAUUAACCGAAGAGGAACAGAUAAAGUUGUGUUGUGGACUGAAUUAUGAGAAGCUCUCAUCAGAAGUUUGCAACCGCCUUGCUCAGAAUGAAAAAUUCCCAUCAAAAUUGGCUAUCCAAGCUCUCUUCUCUCAGCAGUGCAAGCUCAAAAGCUUGCUCACAGAGACCAACCAAACAAAACCCUUCAUCGAUUCACCACUUAGUUUUGUGGACAUUGAUACAAAGGGAAAGGAAGAUGAGAGCUGUGAACAAAUUGUGGUUUAUGCUGGAAAGCUUGAUCUUUCAGCCGAGAACGAGAAGCUCAGGGCACAUCUGCAAGGUAUGCAGUGGAGGGUACUUGAAUUGGAGAAAGAUUGCAGAAAAAUGCAAUCCCAAAUGACAAAGAUCAUGAAAUCAAGAUUAUCAAGCCACAGUAAUGCUAAAUCUUUACCCAGGCUAUGUUCAUGACAGAUAAUUUUCAUUUAAAAAAAAGGUUUAUUCAUAAUAACUUCCUUACAUUACAUGUGUAUUUACAUAAUGGGAAAUGAGCAUUCUGUGAUUGUAAAAUUUAAGGCCAGUGACAGCAGUGUUGAAGUCUUGUCUGUAUAUGUUAUAAACAGUGAAAAAAAUAAUAAUUUGUUCAUUCUGCGGUCUGAGGAA
Camellia sinensis is the source of this 2464-nucleotide messenger RNA. Its product is annotated as BTB/POZ domain-containing protein At3g22104. The record is from RefSeq and is a predicted model, not a curated record. Gene Ontology annotation, molecular function: protein binding. NCBI's taxonomy places the organism in Eukaryota, Viridiplantae, Streptophyta, Magnoliopsida, Ericales, Theaceae.